UGUUAAGGAUUACCAAAUUCGUUAAGAAUGACUUCAAGAUGGUUGGAAGUCAACAGAUUCGUGAAUGCUUCGGUCCGUGUGGAACGCCAAGUCCACCUUGCCCACCGUGCCCACCUUGCCCACUUUGUCCACCGAUUGCCCCCGACCCUUGCCCGCCAGUAUUUCCGCCACCUUGUGCCCCGCUACCACCAUUCGCUUGCAAUCCAAGGACCAAGUACCAAGUACAUUUUUAUAACAUAUCCGACCCGCCACCAAAGACGGAAAUGAAAGAUUUUGUCGAUAGAAUCGCUCAAACGGUUUUCUGGACUGAAAUAAUACGAGCCUUUGCUGUGACACUGGGUCACAUUUUCAAAGAACCUGCCACGAUAAACUACCCAUUCGAAAAAGGACCGUUAUCUCCACGAUUUCGCGGUGAACACGCACUAAGGAGAUAUCCGUCAGGUGAAGAGAGGUGUAUUGCUUGCAAGUUAUGUGAAGCUCUAUGUCCAGCGCAGGCCAUAACGAUUGAAGCACAGGAGCGUGACGACGGCUCACGCCGUGCUACACGGUACGACAUAGAUCUCAGCAAGUGUAUCUUCUGUGGGUACUGCCAAGAAGCAUGCCCUGUCGAUGCAAUAGUUGAAGGACCGAAUUUUGAAUAUUCAACAGAAACACACGAAGAACUUUUAUAUAAUAAAGAAAAGCUGCUCCUUAACGGCGAUCGCUGGGAACCAGAGAUUGUGAGCACGAUUAGAGAUAAUCAUCUAUAUCGUUGAUUUACAAUACUAGAAAUAAUAAUAACAAAAACUGACUAACUUUUUGUUCUUCAUUGACAACGAAUACAAAAAUUGUAUUUACUUAAGUGACAUGGGGCACUCGAAGUAUCUAUUGACCUACAACGAGUAGAAGCGACUGGGCGCGACGGU
Molecule: messenger RNA, 905 nt
Organism: Pararge aegeria (speckled wood butterfly)
Lineage: Eukaryota; Metazoa; Arthropoda; Insecta; Lepidoptera; Nymphalidae
Product: NADH dehydrogenase [ubiquinone] iron-sulfur protein 8, mitochondrial-like
Exons: 2
Coding region: 39-755 (238 amino acids)
Biological process (GO): mitochondrial respiratory chain complex I assembly; mitochondrial electron transport, NADH to ubiquinone
Cellular component (GO): membrane
Molecular function (GO): 4 iron, 4 sulfur cluster binding; NADH dehydrogenase activity
Source: RefSeq, a predicted model, not a curated record